AUGCAGCUCCCCGCAACGCGUCCACCGGCACCUGUCUCUCUCCGCAGGUCCCCGGGGAGCGGCCUCUACAGCAACCUCGCGCAGUACAACAUCCCUUAUCCAGAAGCCAUCUUUGAACUGAACUAUUUCUUCCUUAACCCCAAGCCCUUCUUCACCUUGGCCAAGGAACUCUACCCGGGCAACUACAAGCCCAACUACGCGCACUAUUUCCUAAGGCUCCUGCACGACAAAGGCCUUCUGCUGCGUCUGUAUACGCAGAAUAUUGACGGACUGGAGAGGGUUGCUGGGACCCCGCCCGAUCGGCUGGUCGAAGCCCACGGCACCUUCGCCACGGCCACCUGCACCGUCUGCCGCAGGACGUUCCCGGGAGAGGACUUGAGGGGGGACGUCAUGGCAGACAAGGUGCCUCGCUGCCCUGUCUGCACCGGAGUCGUCAAGCCCGACAUUGUGUUCUUUGGCGAGGAGCUGCCGCGCCGCUUCUUCCUGCACGUGGCGGACUUCCCCCUGGCAGAGCUGCUCUUCGUCAUUGGAACGUCGCUGGAGGUGGAGCCCUUUGCCAGCCUGGCAGGCGCUGUUCGCAGUUCCGUUCCCCGCGUCCUCAUCAACCGGGAUCUCGUGGGCCCCUUCGCCUGGCAGCACCGCCACAAUGACGUAGCCCAGCUGGGGGACGUGGUCAGCGGCGUCAAGAAGCUCGUGGAGCUGCUGGGCUGGACCCAAGAGAUGCAAACGCUAAUCCAGGAAGAAAAGGAAAAGGUGGGAAGGGCCUCUCUGCUCCUUGUGCUACAGCCGUUGCCAAACUUGCAGCCUGCAGUCGGAGGGACUGUGGAUAGGUGCAAAAGGGUGUUUAAAAAUAGGAAGUGA
Molecule: messenger RNA, 861 nt
Organism: Tinamus guttatus (white-throated tinamou)
Lineage: Eukaryota; Metazoa; Chordata; Aves; Tinamiformes; Tinamidae
Source: RefSeq, a predicted model, not a curated record